Molecule: messenger RNA, 1790 nt
Organism: Megalops cyprinoides (Indo-Pacific tarpon)
Lineage: Eukaryota; Metazoa; Chordata; Actinopteri; Elopiformes; Megalopidae
Gene: smarcd3b
Product: SWI/SNF related, matrix associated, actin dependent regulator of chromatin, subfamily d, member 3b
Exons: 13
Coding region: 225-1589 (454 amino acids)
Biological process (GO): regulation of transcription by RNA polymerase II
Cellular component (GO): SWI/SNF complex; nucleus
Source: RefSeq, a predicted model, not a curated record
GCCCCUUUCUCAGCCGCUCUAAGUUUCACCAGACCCGGCUCCAUCCUCUAGACUCAGCCCCUUCUGAGCCGCCAGCCACCCCCUACCCAUAUACUAACACCCAGCGGGGAGUGUGAGAGAAUCGCAGUCUGGAGCCGUGAGGAAGUUCAGAACUAGAGCGCCGGACAGAGACUAUAUUAUUUUUUCGUUGCAACAGGCUCGAGAGAGCAGACUGCAUUGCAGCGAUGGAGAGAAAGAGACCAGGAAUUCCCUCAGGAGCGAGGAUGCCUCACCAGGGAGCUCCCAUGGGUCCGCCCGGUCCCCCAUAUGGUGGGAGCCCCUCGGUGCGGCCUGGUAUGCCCAACCCAGUGAUGGAGCCCAGCCGCAAGCGCCCCGCCACCUCCCAGCAGGCCCAGCAGCAGCAGGCCGUUCAGAACCGCGCCAGAAAUGCCAAGAGAAGGAAAAUGGCAGACAAGAUUCUCCCUCAGAGGAUCCGUGAAUUGGUCCCAGAGUCACAAGCCUACAUGGACCUCCUGGCAUUUGAGCGCAAACUAGACCAAACCAUCAUGAGGAAACGGGUGGACAUUCAGGAGGCUUUGAAGAGACCAAUGAAGCAAAAGCGCAAACUGAGGCUGUACAUCUCCAACACCUUCAACCCUGCCAAACCAGAUGCAGAUGACUCUGAUGGCAGUAUCGCAUCAUGGGAGCUACGAGUAGAGGGCAAACUGCUAGAUGAUCCUGGAAAACAGAAGAGGAAGUUCUCUUCCUUCUUCAAGAGCCUUGUGAUUGAGCUGGACAAAGAUUUGUAUGGACCUGACAACCACCUGGUGGAGUGGCACCGUACCCCAACCACCCAGGAGACAGAUGGCUUCCAGGUGAAGAGGCCGGGUGACGUGAGCGUGCGCUGCACCCUGCUUCUCAUGCUGGACUACCAGCCCCCCCAGUUCAAGCUGGAUCCUCGCUUGGCCCGCCUUCUAGGCAUCCACACCCAGACCAGAUCAGCCAUCAUCCAGGCGCUUUGGCAGUACGUCAAAACCAACAAGCUACAGGACGCCCAUGACAAGGAAUACAUCAACUGUGACAAGUACUUCCAGCAGAUCUUUGACUGCCCACGCCUCAAAUUCUCUGAGAUACCCCAGCGUCUCACAAACCUGCUGCUACCCCCUGACCCCAUCGUCAUCAACCACAUCAUCAGUGUGGACCCCAAUGACCAGAAGAAGACUGCCUGCUACGACAUCGAUGUGGAGGUAGAAGACCCCUUGAAGAGUCAGAUGAGCAGCUUCCUUCUUUCCACAGCCAAUCAGCAAGAAAUCGCCUCCCUGGAUAACAAGAUCCACGAGACCAUAGAGUCUAUCAAUCAUCUGAAAAUCCAGAGGGACUUCAUGCUCAGCUUCUCUAAGGAUCCCAAGGGCUACAUCCAGGAUUGGCUCAAAUCCCAGAGCAGAGACCUUAAGGUGAUGACAGAUGUAGUUGGCAAUCCAGAGGAAGAGCGCAGGGCGGAGUUUUACCACGAGCCCUGGUCCCAGGAGGCUGUUAGUCGAUACUUCUACUGCAAGAUCCAGCAGAGAAGACAAGAGCUGGAACAGGCCCUGGCUGUGCGCAACACCUAAACCCGUCCCCCUACCAUGCAUUUCCUCCUGUCCUCCUCCCACGUUUAGUUCGUGUCAGACACCUUCCUGUGUUGGAUUGUUACUACUAUCCUUCAUUUUCAUUUCAUGUGGUCACCCUCUGUGACCUGUGACUCAUGACCAAUCAUAUAUGGCCCACUUUUCUAUCUAGCUGGAAUCAAGCCAUGACCCCCCCCCCCCCCA